Haemonchus placei is the source of this 456-nucleotide messenger RNA. The record is from the annotation of a GenBank genome assembly. NCBI's taxonomy places the organism in Eukaryota, Metazoa, Nematoda, Chromadorea, Rhabditida, Trichostrongylidae.
AUGAGAGGAGAGGAUGUCGAUGGUAGUAUUGACGGAGUUGGAACAGCGUCAAGCAGCGUGCUACUACACGCACGAUCCAGGAGUGGAGCAGCAGUGAUUCAGAAUGUGUACGCAGUAGAGAUGGGAGCAGCUUUGUGCUGCAGGCGACCCCGACGUGUUCAAGAUGAAAGCUCUACUGUCACGAAUGCUGGAAAAAGAGGUACACAAUCGCCUCCGAUAGGUCGAGUGCUUGUGUUUGUAAACCCGAAGUCGGGUUCUGGAAAGAGCUUGGCCACGUUCCGCGAUCGCGUUGAACCUAAGCUGAAGAAGAAUCAUAUCGACUACGAUGUUGUCAUAACUAGUGGCCCAAACCAUGCAAAGUCAGCAAUUCGAUUGCGAGAUGACCUUGGCAAGUACAACGGCAUCAUCAUUCUAUCUGGCGACGGCUUGGUUUUCGAGGUUAGUCACCACACAUGA